CUUCAUGAAAUACUCCGUGUCGAACUGCGAAUUGGGGCUCCGGGAAAACUAGGUCGCGGGUAUUGAUUUUUACCUAAUAUCCUACAAACAAAGACUUCGUUGCCCAGUGAAAAUAAAACCACCCGCAGUCCCGUGCAAGAAGAACGUGCAUCAUGCCUGUAAACGCGGAGUUGGUAGCUCCGACGGUCGAAAAUGUUCGAGUGGUUGUACGCGUGCGCCCCAUGGACCAGAAGGAGAAGCUCGACGGAUCUUACAAUUGCGUGUCAGUAGAUCCCGUGAACAACACGAUAGCAGUCACCAGGAACAACGUGACGCCGCCGGAACCUCCGCGGAUAUACGCCUACGAUGCUGUCUUCGACACCAAUACCACUCAGAUGGACAUCUACGUCCAAACAGCGAGCCCGAUCGUGGAGCAAGUGCUACGCGGGUACAACGGCACGAUCUUCGCGUACGGGCAGACGGGUACGGGCAAGACGUACACCAUGGCGGGCAGCAACUCCGCGCCAGAGCUGCGCGGCAUCAUCCCCAACUCCUUCGCGCACAUCUUCAGCCACAUCGCCACAGCCAAGGAUGACGAGAAGUUCCUGGUAUGCGUGACAUACUUGGAGAUAUACAACGAGGAGGUACGCGAUUUGCUCGGCAACAACCCUCACCAGAGCCUCGAGGUCAAGGAGCGCCCUGACAUAGGCGUCUUUGUCAAGGAUCUUACUGGCUACGUAGUCCACAACGCGGAUGAACUAGAAAAAAUAAUGGCAGUUGGCAACAAGAACAGGCAUAUAGGAGCGACGGCGAUGAACAUAGAGUCGUCUCGCUCACACGCCAUAUUCUCCAUCACCGUGGAGAACAGCAAGCGAGGCGCUGACGGCAAAAUGCACGUCAAGAUGGGGAAACUGCACCUUGUUGACUUGGCGGGCUCCGAACGUCAGAGCAAGACACAAGCAACGGGCACUCGACUGAAAGAAGCGACCAAAAUCAACCAAUCCCUCUCCGUACUCGGCAAUGUGAUCUCGGCGUUAGUUGACGGGAAGUCUACCCACAUACCAUACAGGAACUCCAAGCUGACUCGACUGUUGCAAGACUCACUCGGUGGUAACUCCAAAACUGUGAUGAUAGCAACAGUGGGCCCAGCGGACUCCAACUACGUGGAAACCAUCAGCACCCUCCGAUACGCGAACCGAGCCAAGAACAUCGAGAACAAGACGCACAUUAACAGCGAGCCGGGAGACGCGCUGCUCACUCGCUUCCAACAAGAGAUCGACCAACUGAAAAAACAACUUGAAGAAAAUACAAAUGCAGAGUUAGAAGAAGAGGAGGAAGAAGAAGAAAUCUCGGAGGAAGAGUUGACGGAUGACACUCUCACGGAUCCUGAGCUGGAUGUACUGGACCCGGAGGAGAAGAAGAUGCGGCGCAAGAUGAGACGAGAGGAGAAGGAAAAACUGAAUCGCGAAAAGGCCCACCAAGCUCGCAAGGUUCUCGAGGAGAAGAAAGCAGAGCUACAGAGGACCAAAAAGCAGCAAGAAGAGCUCAAAGAGAAACUCCAGCGUUUGGAAUCCAAGGUGCUGGUCGGGGGAGAGAACCUGCUAGAUAAAGCUGAGAGUCAAAGGAGACUGCUGGAACAGGCUGCUAAGGAGCUGGAAUUAAGGAAACUGAACGAGUUGCGCUUGCAGCAAGACCUGCAAAAGAAGGAGGCUGAACGUCUGGACCUGGAAGAGCGUUACUCCAGCCUGCAAGAAGAGAAUGCAGCCAAGACACGGAAGCUCAAGCGAGCGGUGCAACUCCUCAACUCAGCCAAAGCGGAGCUGGCUGACCAGCAGCGGGAGCAGCAGAGGGAGAUGGAGGGCAUCCUGGACGGAGUCCGGGCGCUGAGGAGGGAGCUGCAAUUGGCUGACCUGGUGCUGGAUGCUUAUAUACCCAAGGAAUACCAGGCACUGAUCGAGCAGUACGUGCACUGGAACGAGCAGCUGGGCGAGUGGCAAGUCAAGUGCGUCGCCUACACCGGCAACAACAUGGCGCCGCGCAUACAGCAGCAGAAGACUACUGCACACAUCGAGCCUCCGGACCUGUCGGACCGCUACCUGUCCUACUCGGCGGUGAGUGGUCGCGCGACCAGCCGUCUCGCGCGACCGAAUACUUCGUCUGUGCCCAGACCGCACACCGCUUUGCGACAGCGGCAAUAGAUCGAUAGAUUUUAGUGCUUGAUCACACUACCGACAUGACGCGCGACAAAAAGUUUCUACUAGUGUAUCAAUUAAUACUAAUGGUAUUUAUAAUUUUUAUGAUAGUGUUUUACUUACACGUUUUUAUGAACCUGGUUUUUUAAAGUUCUGGAAUAUUGCCGGGUAAUUUUUGUUCAUGUAUUUAAAAAUGACAACACUUAGUUAAUUUUUCCAAUAUUCACGAUACCUAAAGUGAACUAAAGUACUUUACUGAACACAAAAUAAAUUGAAAAAAAACUGAAACACCUAUUUUUAUUUCACAAAUCUUUCACUAUCUAAUUUCGUAUUUAACGUAGUGUUUUUCAAAUUUUUCGAAAGACGAAGUCGCUAGGGUGAUCUUACGCUAAUUUCCUAAAACUGUGUUUUCGUAUGAAUUGUAUUGAUUGAUUGAUUUAUAAUUAUUUUUAUUUUAAUAUAACCUAUGCUAGUCACAUUCCAGUGAUGUAUUUUAUAUUUAAGUCACUUUGUUCUCAGUAUUAUUAUGUUAUACAUAAAUAAAUAAUCGAAAAUUAUUGUAUUAGUAACAUGCUUAAAAACAAAUGAAAUUAAAAAGACUUUUUUAGUUUAGCUUUUUAUAUUUGUUAUUAAUUUGAUUGCUUAAUUAUGCUUAUUUAGGGUAUGUGUUAUUUUUGUACGACACUACGUUGAUAAUGUACCUAUUGUAUUUUGUGAUAUUUUUAUUUUCUAAAUACACGUUUUAUACACAAUA
Maniola jurtina (meadow brown) is the source of this 2925-nucleotide messenger RNA. RefSeq names its product kinesin-like protein KIF3A (gene Klp64D). Gene Ontology annotation, biological process: microtubule-based movement. The transcript has 14 exons. The record is from RefSeq and is a predicted model, not a curated record. Gene Ontology annotation, molecular function: microtubule motor activity; microtubule binding; ATP binding. NCBI's taxonomy places the organism in Eukaryota, Metazoa, Arthropoda, Insecta, Lepidoptera, Nymphalidae. The coding region runs from base 153 to 2177 and encodes 674 amino acids.